Molecule: messenger RNA, 1432 nt
Organism: Brassica napus (rape)
Lineage: Eukaryota; Viridiplantae; Streptophyta; Magnoliopsida; Brassicales; Brassicaceae
Product: peptidyl-prolyl cis-trans isomerase CYP19-1-like
Exons: 2
Coding region: 507-1310 (267 amino acids)
Biological process (GO): protein peptidyl-prolyl isomerization
Cellular component (GO): plasma membrane; cytosol
Molecular function (GO): peptidyl-prolyl cis-trans isomerase activity
Source: RefSeq, a predicted model, not a curated record
AACAUAGCAAUAAAAUACCACCAGAUUUGGUAAUUUAUAAUUCCAGAUCUUUUUUCCGACAAUUCUAACUGCCUUAUGAAGAUUCACGCGUGACUGCAUCACCUUGAGUAGCCCUAUGAAAUCAAUUCCUGAUGGUACUCUUUGCACCAUGCUGAAGAUCUUUUCUAAUCAUUUUCUCUAAUUUUCUGCAUAAUUCGCCUUCUCCGGGAAUUGAAACCCAGACCUCUUCCUGUAGAAAUUGCGUUGUUUGAAGUUUGAACCCCAUACCUGAAUGUAGAAUAAGCCUUUAAACAUUUACCACUAGGACACGGUGCUUUCACCUAUAAUUCGAGAUCUUAUCAUCAUUUAUAUAUAUAAAAUGAAACGAAAUUCUUCGGUCAAUCCUCCUAAAAUCAAGAGAAUAUCAUUUUGCGCGAUUUGUUUUCUUCUUUUUAUACUUAUCACUUGGUGCCAUACGACGAAGGCCUCCCAUAAACCCUAAUAUUUCUCUGAUUCCUUCUCCGAAAAUGGAAGUUAAUAUUCGCACAACAGUAGCAGACUAUAGGCUUACCGUUCCAGUACGUGGUGAGUUGACAUUUCACAUUAACCCUGUUGGCGGACUCCUACCACAGAUUGACCGUAGACUAUACGUUAAUGAAGCCCGUGUUUAUUCUCAGGCUGGUGGUGGAUUCACAAUUAAGCUUAACCCUGUUGGCCUACCCGUGCCACCUCAAGCUGGUGGUGUUAAGGAGGAAUAUGAAUCUGAAAACCCUAAACUUCCAUAUCCAUCUCCAGGAAAGGCUAACCCUAAGGUUUUCCUUGAUAUGACUGUGUGCGGCAAACCUGUUGGUCGGAUCGUGAUGGAGCUCUUUGCCGACACGACCCCACGGUCGGCAGAGAAUUUCUGCGCCCUCUGUACAGGCGAGAAAGGCAUGGGGAAGAAGGGUAAGCCACUCCAUUACAAAGGAUCAAUCAUCCACCAUAUUUUCCCCGAUUAUAUGAUUGGCGGAGGAGAUUUCAAUGACGAAAGGAAAGGAUGCGGAGGCGAAUCAAUCUACGGCGGUAGUUUUUUCGAGGAUGAGAACUUCUUCAAAAACACACCGUUCCAGCACACCAGUCCGGGUAUCAUCUCCAUGAACAACCGUGGUCCUGACACCAACGAAUCUCAGUUUAUGAUCUGUUUGACGGAGAACCGGGAACUUGACGAUGUACACGUCGUGUUUGGCCAAGUUGUUGAAGGAUUGGAUGUGGUCAGGAUCAUUUCAAAGGAACAUGUUAGGGACAAGCUUUCCAGGCCCGUGAUGAUUGCUGACUGCAGUCUGAUUUCAUAGGUCUGAGAUAUUUUCAAGUACAAUGGUUGUUUGUGUCCUUUUGAUGUUUGGUCGGGUGUUUUUUUCUUUUUGUUCCUCUGUUUUUUUUUUUCUUUUCUUGAAUUUAGAUUGGCUACCAUUGC